AUGAGAAAUGUUGCCGGCAGACUUCAAGGAGGAGCGGAGCGCUCGAGGGCUUCUAAGCGUAAGAAGACGUCUAACAGAUCCUCAAAAGAAGAUAAUUUGACUUAUUCGGCCUCUGACAUAAAUACCGAGUUGUCUUCCGAGACUGCCGCGACUUCUGCGUCCUCUGUACUGCGCGAGAGGAUGCGCUUAAAUUUGCGAUCACGGUUUCAUCUCGUAUCGCAUUUUUUGCCGGUAAGAUCGACAUCCAAUGACUCCGAGGAAGCGAACUGUGCACAUGAGGCCACAGAUACCAUUGUGACCUUGUGCAGGGUUUUGAAUCAGCCUUAUGCAGUUGUGCUGACCUCGCUGGUUUACCUCCAGAUGUACAGGAACGCCAGCGAUCGCUGGCGUUCAUCUGCGCAACCGUUCGCAGCACCUCCCCCGAAAAUGGAACGCCACGAACAGUUUCUGAUUGCUGCAUCAUGCGUUUUACUCGCUUGGAAGUAUCGCGAGGACGAUGUGCGCGUGUCUAAAUCAAGUGGCAAGAUUUUUGAGUUUACAUCAGUGUUGUACAAGGUGUACGUUGCACAGAGCAAAAAUAGCUCGGCACCGCCUUCUGUAUCUCGCUGGAUGUUACAGGAUGAGGGCAAAGAAAUCUUGAAGCUGAAGUCGCAGUUAAUAGAACACGAAAACCAUUUACUUCACGCUCUAGAUUACCACGUGGGCCCCGUGCCGCUUCCUCACAAGUUGAUUCCGUCCUACGUACGGAAGUUCCUUAUCGCAAUUGCUAAUGACUUGUCUGAUUUGCAAGACUUGGCUCUAAAGAUGGAUAAUCUAGUCGGCCUUUUGGUGCUAGAUUGCUACAAAACGCGGAUUUGUUUGGACUACACCCCUGGGGAAAUUUUGGUGUCGUGUAUCUUCAAAUCGGUCAGCUUGCUAACGGUUGCGGGGGCGUACCCGCGCGUGUUAUCACCGCAAUUGGGACCGGAAGGGUACAUCGGCCACAUUCAGGAGGUGGAGGCCCGCCUAAACACGUUCAUAUCCGCGCUGGGGAAAUCGGAGAUAACUGCCGACCGUAUUGCACAGUGUCUGUGUGACAUGCGGCGAUACAUACGCCCUUCUAGGCAGGGCGACGUUACGUGUACUGAGGGGAACAUAGGGGAACGAGAAAUUAAGCCUAGGUAA
Molecule: messenger RNA, 1164 nt
Organism: Babesia ovata
Lineage: Eukaryota; Apicomplexa; Aconoidasida; Piroplasmida; Babesiidae
Exons: 3
Coding region: 1-1164 (387 amino acids)
Biological process (GO): regulation of transcription by RNA polymerase II
Cellular component (GO): nucleus
Molecular function (GO): cyclin-dependent protein serine/threonine kinase regulator activity
Source: RefSeq, a predicted model, not a curated record